Messenger RNA from Haliotis rubra (blacklip abalone), 1072 nucleotides. Its product is annotated as histone H1-delta-like. The record is from RefSeq and is a predicted model, not a curated record. The coding region runs from base 103 to 666 and encodes 187 amino acids. NCBI's taxonomy places the organism in Eukaryota, Metazoa, Mollusca, Gastropoda, Lepetellida, Haliotidae. The transcript has a single exon. Gene Ontology annotation, biological process: chromosome condensation; nucleosome assembly; negative regulation of DNA recombination. Gene Ontology annotation, molecular function: double-stranded DNA binding; structural constituent of chromatin; nucleosomal DNA binding. Gene Ontology annotation, cellular component: nucleosome; nucleus.
CGCGCCUCAGUAGUAUCACCCGGGCUGGCUGUCGGGGAGAGGCAUUCGCUCUCUGUGCUUCGUUUGUAGCUGACGUGACUUUCUACACUCAAACCUACCAUUAUGGCUGAUGUUGCUGCUGCCCCCGCUGCUGUCAAGACUCCCAAGAAGAAGGCUGCUGCCAAGCCGAAGAAGGUUGCUGCACAUCCUACUUAUUUGGAGAUGAUCAAGAAAGCUAUUUCAUCCUUGAAGGAAAGGGGUGGUUCUUCCCGACAGGCUGUUCUGAAAUACAUCCUGGCCAACUACAAAGUUGGUGACAACCAGGUCGCCAUCAAUGCUCGCAUCAAGACUGCUUUGAAAAAUGGAGUCAAUAACGGCGCACUGAAGCAAUCAAAGGGAACUGGAGCUGCUGGGUCCUUCCGUCUUGGCGAGGUAAAGAAAGCUGAAAAACCCAAGAAGGCUAAGCCAGCUGCCAAGCCAAAGAAGGCUGCCAAAUCUCCCAAGAAAGUCAAGAAGCCAGCUGCUGCCAAGAAACCUAAGACAGCCGCUAAGAAGGCCGCCAAGUCACCAAAGAAGGUGAAGGCUGCAGCCAAGCCAAAGAAGGCAAAGACCCCUAAGAAGGCAGCGGCCAAACCCAAGAAGGUCAAGACCCCCAAGAAGAAGGCAACCAAGCCAAAGAAGGCAUAAGCUCUCUUUGUCUCGCCUUCGCUCCACAUUUCUGUGGUCCAAAGGCCCUUUUCAGGGCCAUCCAAAUACCCCAAAAGAAAACUUGAAAACAGUGAUAACAAAACAAUGCUAUUUAUUUCAGCAGUAUAUCAGUAAGAAAGAAUGCGUUUUUGUGAUAACAGGUAUGGUGUGAAUGAUGGGUUAGACUGAUCAUAAUUAAAAAUUCAGCCUUAGCAAUAACUUCUUUGCCCGACAGUAAGUACACAGAGAGGGUAGCAAUACCGAGGUACCCAUCAAACUCAAAGGUGAGGCAAAUGCCGUUGAUCAAGGAGGCUGCCUGUAAAAACCUAUACAUUGAGCAAAGAAGGAUUUGAUGAGUAUGUUCCUAAAUUGAUAUUAUAGUGGGAGUUCUAAACCCUAUCUAAUG